Molecule: messenger RNA, 528 nt
Organism: Fonsecaea erecta
Lineage: Eukaryota; Fungi; Ascomycota; Eurotiomycetes; Chaetothyriales; Herpotrichiellaceae
Exons: 2
Coding region: 1-528 (175 amino acids)
Source: RefSeq, a predicted model, not a curated record
AUGCCUUAUCAAUGGACUGCUGAGCGAGAGCGCCGCAUGCUGCUGUGCGCGAUUUCCUCCGCGAACCUGAGGCCUUCUGCCGACACAUGGCAGCAGGUUGCGACUCUCCUGGGAGAGGGUCUGACACCAUCGGCCGUGAGCCAAAAGUACUACAAACUGCGACAUGAGAUGGCAAAGGUCUUCGAGGAACAAGGGGUUCCGAACUCGACCCCGGCUCCCACUACACCAACCAAGCGCAAAGCUGAAUACGACAACGAGAAGAAGAGCCCCCCGUCGAAGAGACCUCGAAAGACCAAGCAGAAGUCCUCGGAUCCCAUGUACGGGGUCCCAUUCCGCGACGAGUCCGAAAGCCCUCAGAAAGUCAAGUAUGAGGAUAUGGCGGUGAGCGGUCUGGACGCAUUCCACGGCUACAACGGACAGUUCCACCCAGCAGGCAUCUAUCCAGCGGUGAACAUGGCCGACAUGAUGAGUGGUCAGGGAGGUGGGAACAGCAGCGGCGGCAGCAGCAGCAAUAGCUUCAUGGGCUAA